This is a messenger RNA of Canariomyces notabilis, 1458 nucleotides long. Its product is annotated as delta(14)-sterol reductase like protein. Gene Ontology annotation, molecular function: Delta14-sterol reductase activity. Gene Ontology annotation, cellular component: endoplasmic reticulum membrane. The record is from RefSeq and is a predicted model, not a curated record. Gene Ontology annotation, biological process: ergosterol biosynthetic process. The transcript is spliced from 3 exons. NCBI's taxonomy places the organism in Eukaryota, Fungi, Ascomycota, Sordariomycetes, Sordariales, Chaetomiaceae. Bases 1 to 1458 code for a protein of 485 amino acids.
AUGGCGCCAAAGACAACGCAGCAAGUUGCACCAAGGAGGCACCAGUAUGAGUUCCUUGGACCACCUGGCGCCGCGGCCAUCAGCUUUGGCUUGCCAAUUCUCUUAUAUAGCUUCGCCUUCGCCUGUAACGACAUCUCCGGGUGCCCUGCGCCAUCCCUUCUACAUCCCAAGACGCUCGAUCUCGAGGUUCUGAAGCGAGAGGUGGGCUGGCCGAAGGAUGGGAUAAGGGGGCUUUUGAGCCUUGAGGCCACGGGAUGGACUUUGGCAUACUAUCUCUGGAGCGCGCUCCUGUACCGGCUUCUGCCAGGGACCGAGACUGAGGGCACCAAGCUGGCAAACGGCGGACGCCUUAAGUACAAGUUUAAUGCUUUCGCCUCGUCAAUGUUCACCCUAGCCAUCUGCGCAGCAGGCACCUUCGCCCGCGGCGCCGAGUUUCCCCUGUGGACUUUUAUCUCAGACAACUACCUGCAGAUUCUGACGGCCAAUAUCCUCAUUGCGUACGCGCUCGCAACAUUCGUUUACAUCCGCAGCUUCAGCGUCAAACCGGGGAACCCCGAGUUCCGCGAGCUUGCGGCGGGCGGCGUCACCGGUAACAUGCUCUACGACUGGUUUAUCGGACGCGAACUGAACCCGCGAGUGACGCUCCCCUUGAUCGGCGAGAUAGACAUCAAGGAAUUCAUGGAGAUCCGGCCCGGCCUGCUAGGUUGGAUCCUCUUCAACUGCGCCAACGUUGCGAAGCAAUACCGCCUCUACGGCUCCGUCACCGACAGCAUCGUCUUCGUCACCAUCAUCCAAGCCUUUUACGUCCUCGACGGCCAGUUCAUGGAGCCCGCCAUCCUGACCACGAUCGACAUCACCACCGACGGGUUUGGGCUGAUGCUCGCGUUCGGCGACCUGGUCUGGGUGCCCUUCCUCUACUCUACACAAACCCGCUACCUGUCUGUCCACCCGCAGACGCUCGGCCCUGUCGGGCUCGCAGCCGUCGGCGCCGUGCUCCUCGCGGGCUACGCCAUCUUCCGGCUGUCCAACUCGCAGAAGAACGCGUUCCGCACCAACCCCAACGACCCUGCCGUCGUACACCUCAAGUACCUCGAGACCAAGGCCGGCACGCGCCUGCUCGUCGACGGCUGGUGGGGCGUCGCGCGCCACAUUAAUUACCUGGGAGACUGGAUCCAGGCCUGGCCGUAUAGCCUGCCGACGGGCAUGGCCGGGUACCAGAUCCUGAGCGCGGGCACGCUGGCUGAGGGUGCUGUCAAGAUGCUGGACGGGCGCGAGGUGGUCCCCGGUGAGGCCAGGGGCUGGGGCAUCAUUUUUACGUACUUUUAUGUACUCUAUUUUGGAGUGUUGCUCGUGCAUCGCGACAGGAGGGACGAUGAGAAGUGCUCGCGCAAGUAUGGUGGGGACUGGGAGAAGUAUAAGCGCAUUGUGCGCUGGCGUAUUGUGCCGUAUGUUUACUGA